Tympanuchus pallidicinctus (lesser prairie-chicken) is the source of this 1116-nucleotide messenger RNA. RefSeq names its product proline rich 19 (gene PRR19). NCBI's taxonomy places the organism in Eukaryota, Metazoa, Chordata, Aves, Galliformes, Phasianidae. The coding region runs from base 1 to 1116 and encodes 371 amino acids. The record is from RefSeq and is a predicted model, not a curated record. The transcript is spliced from 5 exons.
AUGAGCCAGCAGCGAGGCCGAGGGGACGCUGGGGACGCUGUCCGAGAGCCGAGGGCCGGGCCCGGCCGCGUCAAGCGCCGCAAGACCAGGGGCGAGCGCAACCGAGCCAAGUUCGGCCCCGGCGUGCGUGGUGCCAGAUGGAGGGGGGGGAGGCACCCCUGGGUCGGCUUCCCUCCGCCCCGCGCCGCCCAGCCUCCCCCCAGCCCCCUGCCGCCCCCCCGGCCCGUCAUCAUCACCCAGCAGCGCCUGUGUCGUCCCCGGGGGCUCCUCGGCCGGGGGGUGGCUUCCAUGGACAUAAAGCGGUUGUUGGAGGGUGGGCAGGGGGAACGGUCCCCCCCACGGCCCCCUGCUGAGGAGCUCACAGGACCUCUGGAGUCCCCCGGGCCUGUCAAGGGGAUGGAGAAGGAAGGGCAGAGGUCACCCUCCCCUCCAGUAAGCCCCUCAGAGAAGGCGGUUGGUGACAGAGACUCCUUCAGCGCCGUGACCUCUGCCCGGGGGCUGGCUGCCCGCCUGUGUGCCCUUCUGCCACAGCCCGCCGAGUUCUGGGGACGCGCGCUGGCAGAGGAGAGACGCCGUACGUUGCUGGCCGCCCUGCUGGAGCAUCACCACAACCUGCCUGACCUGUCCACUCUCCUUCCCCACAAAAGCGUGGGAGCCGCAGGGGGACUCUCCCACGCACAGCUCCCCGUGCUGCCCCCUGCCUCCCAGCCACCCCCAGGGCUUAGCACUGCUGAAGCUGAGCUUCUUCCCCAGCCCGUGCAGAGCAGGGACCCAGCACUCCAUCACAGCCACCCCCCAACACCCCCACAGGCCAUCACUCAGUCACCAACUUCUCCAUCCCAGUUCUCUCCUCCCGUUUUCAACACUGAGACGAAGAAGAGGCAAAGUUUGUUCCCCUGGAUGUCAGAGGAUGAGGAUGACACACAUCCUGAAAACCCAGCUCCGCAGUUCUGGGUCCGAACCCCCCCACCGCCAUUCAGGCCCACCCCCCCUGCACACUCCCCCAUCUCUCACCCCCGUACUCCAAGCCCCCCAGCUGUCCUGCCGCCCCCUGUUUUUGGUGCACAGAGGAGGGAGAGGCAGCUCCUCCUCAGUCCACAGCGGGUUGGGUUGUGA